This is a messenger RNA of Ananas comosus (pineapple), 1910 nucleotides long. RefSeq names its product flap endonuclease 1-A. Bases 289 to 1530 code for a protein of 413 amino acids. The transcript has 17 exons. Lineage: Eukaryota; Viridiplantae; Streptophyta; Magnoliopsida; Poales; Bromeliaceae. Gene Ontology annotation, molecular function: 5'-flap endonuclease activity; 5'-3' exonuclease activity; DNA binding. The record is from RefSeq and is a predicted model, not a curated record.
GCGGGCGCUGGGGUCGGGCGGCGUCCUCGUCCAGUCAGGGAGGGAGGAGGGAGGUGGAGAGACGCGGGGCGAGCGGCGGUCGCGAUUUAUCCAUCGCAUCUGAGCCUCUCACUGGUGACUGGCCUGCGCACCCGCUUCCCACUUCACACUUCCCACCCCGUCAAGCAAGCUGCGACUGCGAGGCGGGAAAGCAGCGAGCGAACCGGAGAAAUAUCAAGUUAACAACCCCCCCCCCUCCAAACCCAAACACACUUCCCUCGGUUCGACCUCCGCCAUUUCGCCGUCGCCAUGGGCAUCAAGGGUUUAACGAAGCUGCUCGCGGACAAUGCCCCCAAGUCCAUGAAGGAGCAGAAAUUCGAGAGCUACUUCGGCCGCAAGAUUGCCAUUGACGCCAGCAUGAGCAUCUACCAGUUCCUGAUUGUGGUGGGAAGGACUGGAAUGGAGACUCUAACCAAUGAGGCAGGCGAAGUUACAAGUCAUUUGCAGGGUAUGUUCAACCGGACGAUAAGAUUGCUAGAGGCUGGAAUAAAGCCAGUAUAUGUUUUUGAUGGUCAGCCACCUGAUUUGAAGAAACAAGAGCUUGCAAAAAGGUUCUCAAAGAGGGAGGAUGCCACCAAGGACUUGUCUACAGCCAUUGAGGCUGGUGAUAAGGAAUCAAUUGAGAAGUUUAGCAAAAGGACUGUCAAGGUCACAAAACAACACAAUGAAGACUGUAAACGACUCUUAAGACUGAUGGGUGUCCCCAUAAUUGAGGCGCCUUGUGAAGCGGAAGCAGAGUGUGCGGCACUUUGCAAAAGUGAUAAGGUGUAUGCUGUGGCCUCAGAAGAUAUGGAUUCACUAACUUUUGGUGCUCCAAGGUUUCUUCGCCACUUAAUGGAUCCAAGCUCAAAAAAGAUCCCAGUGAUGGAAUUUGAAAUUGCAAAGGUUUUGGAGGAGCUUGAGUUCACCAUGGAUCAAUUCAUCGACUUGUGUAUUCUUUGUGGAUGUGACUACUGCGAUAGUAUCAAAGGUAUUGGGGGACAAACAGCUCUAAAGCUUAUUCGGCAAUAUGGUUGCAUAGAAAAUAUGCUGGAAAAUAUUAAUAGAGAAAGGUAUCAAAUACCAGAGGAUUGGCCUUAUCAAGAAGCUCGACGCUUAUUUAAAGAACCUAUGGUCUCUGUUGAUAUUCCAGAACUUAAGUGGACUUCUCCAGAUGAGGAAGGUCUUGGAAAUUUUUUGGUGAAGGAAAAUGGUUUCAAUCAGGAUCGAGUGACAAAGGCAAUAGAAAAGAUUAAAGCUGCCAAAAAUAAAUCUUCCCAAGGGAGACUGGAGUCCUUCUUCAAGCCAGUUGUGAGCACGUCUACGCCUCUUAAACGGAAGGAAAAAGGAUGCAAGCUAGGCACUCCACAGCUAACGCUCAAGUCUAGUAUGUUUACCAUUCAGGUCUCCUCGAGGUCGAGCUUUCAUAUUGGUAGCUCGAAGCUGCCAAGGCCAGGGUGCCAGUUCGGAUACCAUAACGCAUUAUCCCUCACUUCUUGCUUCAGCACUUGAAGCCAUAAAGCAUCACUGGUCUUUGAACAGUGCAUAGAAAUUGUGUUGCUCUUUGAUACUCGAAAGAGUGAACAUUUCUGAACUUCAACUUGUACUUAUUUACUCUUUCUAAUAUUUAUCUGUUUAUCUUAAUUAUGGUUAUUGGUUCAUAUCACUAUGAGGAUGGAUCAUUGAAAGGAGUCUCCUCCACUAUUAUGUUGAGUAGAGAAACAGGUUCCUCUAAAAUUAGAGUUGUCAAACAAUUUGUAGCUUGCGUUGCCAUCGUAAGUUGCAAACCGUGCUUCUUCCUUUCCAUGCAAGAGAGAGCUGGUUUUCUUUUUAGCUUGUUUAUGUUGUCUGAAAUUGUUAAUAUAAGUUCACUAUUGCUGUUUAAGUUGUUA